Molecule: messenger RNA, 1461 nt
Organism: Leptosia nina
Lineage: Eukaryota; Metazoa; Arthropoda; Insecta; Lepidoptera; Pieridae
Source: the annotation of a GenBank genome assembly
AUGGCGCCCGAAAUCAAAUACACUAAGCUCUUCAUUAACAAUGAAUGGGUGGAUGCUAAGAGCGGGAAGACAUUUCCCACUAUCGGUCCCCACGACGGCAAAGUUAUAGCUAAUGUGGCCGAAGGCGAUAAAGCGGAUAUCGAACUAGCUGUGAGCGCCGCUAAGCGCGCGUUCCACAGAAAUUCCGAAUGGCGACUCCUGGACGCAUCAAAGCGAGGGAAGAUCCUCUACAAGUUCGCAGAUCUGGUCGAAAGGGACGCUCAAUAUUUAGCUGAACUCGAGGGCUAUGAUAAUGGCAUGAUUUGCGCAAUGAGUCAGAGAAUAACGACGUCAGCGCCAGACCAGAUAAGAUAUAUCGCUAGUUUGGCAGAUAAAGUCGAGGGCGCCACUAUCCCGCUAGAUGGCGACAUAUUUUCCUACACUCUGAAACAGCCACUUGGUGUCUGUGGAUUGAUUCUACCAUGGAACGUUCCGAUACUGAUGUUCCUCAACAAGGUCACCACAGCGUUAGCAGCAGGAUGCACUGCUGUAGUUAAGCCGGCGGAACAGACACCACUGACUGCUUUAGCGCUUGCAGCGUUGUUAAAAGAAGCCGGAUUACCAGCUGGGGUCCUUAACGUGGUUCCGGGGUACGGUGAGACAGCUGGCGUUGCGCUUACACACCACAAUGACGUUGCGAAGAUUUCGUUUACUGGCUCAUUGGAAGUCGGAAAAUUGAUCCAAAAAGCUGCUGGAGCGAAUAACUUGAAGCGAGUUACACUUGAGCUUGGUGGAAAGAGUCCUCUGGUUAUUAUGAAUGAUGCAGAUUUGGAGUUGGCAAUAAAAUUCGCUGCAUAUGGAGUGUUCACGAACCAAGGGCAGAUAUGCAUCGCUGCAUCUCGUCUCUUUGUGCAAUCCGGAAUCUAUGAUAGGUUCGUACAAGCGGCAGCGGCUGUCGCCAAGUCGCUUAAAAUUGGCAACCCAGCUGAUUCUAGUACGCAACAUGGCCCGCAGGUCGACGAAGAUAUGAUGCACAAAGUUCUAGGUUACAUAGAAAAGGGGAAAGUCGAAGGAGCUAAGCUUGUAGCGGGAGGAAAAAGAGUGGGUACUUCCGGAUUUUACAUCGAACCUACUGUCUUCGCGGAUGUUAAGGACGAUAUGACGAUUGCCAAAGAAGAGAUUUUCGGUCCGGUACAAAACAUUUUGAAGUUCGAAACAUUGGAGGAAGUGAUCGACCGCGCAAACGCAACCAAUUACGGUUUAGCUGCUGGUAUUUUUACCACAAACGUCAACACGGCAUUGCAGUACAGCAAGCACGUGGAAGCAGGCACAGUCUGGGUUAACACGUACCUGGCAAUGGGUCCCCAAGCACCAUUUGGUGGCUUUAAGGACUCCGGUGUCGGCCGUGAAACAGGAUCACAUUGCUUGGACGAGUAUCUGGAGGUGAAGACAGUUACCGUGUCUCUUCCUAAGAAAUUCUAA